Messenger RNA from Cylindrotheca closterium, 1086 nucleotides. Lineage: Eukaryota; Bacillariophyta; Bacillariophyceae; Bacillariales; Bacillariaceae. The record is from the annotation of a GenBank genome assembly.
AUGAGCUCGCCUUCUAGGAAACGUCAACAUGAGGACGAUGAUAUGGAUGUAGAAGGUGAAACGAAGCAUCCUUUUAAAUGCCUCCCAAUGUAUGGUGAACACAAACGAGCGGUGUCCUCUGUGAAGCUAGCCCCCUCCCGAUUGACUAAGGAGCACGCGGCACUGUGUGCCUCGGCCUCUGCCGAUGGGAGCGUCAAGAUUUGGGAUUUGGGGGCUUCGAUGGACGAUAAGACUCAGGAGUCACUACUACAACCAGAAACUACACUAUUAGGGCACUCGCGGGGAAUAAAUGAAGUCUGUUGGUCCAACGGCGGUGACCCCUUUGUGGCCACUGCUAGCGAUGAUAAAACCUUGCGAUUGUGGGAUGCGCAAACGGGCGAUGCCUUGGUGGAAUUCCGGGGACACGAUAAUUUUGUAUUUUGCUGUGAAUUCAACGGACCAUCCAAUCUGCUCGUUUCGGGGAGUUUUGAUGAAACGGUCAAGCUUUGGGAUGUCCGAAGUGGCGAAUGUGUAUGUACCUUGCCAGCCCAUUCGGACCCAGUCACAUCCGUUUCCUUCAACAGAGACAGCAGCUGCGUGGUAUCGGCAAGUCAUGAUGGAUUGAUUCGAGUUUGGGAUGUCUGCACUGGUGAAUGUUUAAAGACCAUCUUUGCUGCUGGAAACCCUCCCGUCAGUCAUGUCACCUAUGCGCCCAAUGGAAAGUAUGUCCUCGCAGGAACAUUGGACAGUGCGAUUCGCUUAUGGCCCAUUGGUGUCAGUGGAAAAGCAAAAUGUUCCAAGACGUACUCAUCGGCCUUUCACAACAAUUCCAAGUAUUGCAUUGUGAGCAAAUUCAUGGUGGCACAACCAAAGCGACGUCAAUGCAUUGUCACUGGGAGCGAAUCGGGUCAUGUUGUUUUGUACGAUGUCCAUACUACUAAAGUCCACCAGGUCUUGGACAGGGUCCACAAGGACGUUGUCUUGGCGGUCGAUGCUCACGACAAGAUGGAGCUUUUGGCCAGUGGUGGAAUGACAAAAGAUCGAACUGUGAGGUUUUGGGCUCCAGAAGAUGAAUCAGCCAGCCUGAAGAAGUUGAGAACUGAUUAA